UCUUUCUAGUGACUUGUUUUGUGGUGAAUAGUGGAUACAGAUCUAGUCUAGAUCUUUAGACUAAAAAAAAUAGAUCUAGAACUAAUGAUAAUGAUUAGAUCUAGUUUAGAUUCUAGGUAGAUUUUCUUACCUAUCCUUUAUCUAAACCUAGAUCCAAAUAAAUCUACAUUCUGUAUAUAAUUAAUAUCCAGGCAUUAGCCUCAAUAGUGUUCCAAAAUUGAAAAGAGCUGACAACUUUAAUUAUUCACCAUUCAAUGACCUCUUUUAAUAUCAUUAUCAGUCUUAUCAAGGUGGAUCCCUAGCCACAUAGCAGAUGCUGCUCCCACAGUUUUGAAACUAACAUCUUAGUCCUCAAAUGGACUCUGUUUCCUUGUUAUCUAAGUAAUAUGCCUACAACAGCUGAAGAUGUGAUGUCUCAAGAGAAGAUAGCUGACACGAACCAGUAACUCUUAGAUACAAAUGGAAAACUUCACAACAGAACUAAGCUUUCCCAAAAAUAUGUCUAACUCAAUACAUAGCCAAGAAAAUGUUUCUGUUGAAAAGAUAGAAUCUAUGUGUGACUCAAUGCAUAGCCAAGAAAAUCUUUCUGCUGAAAAGAUAGAAUCUAUGUGUGACUUAUUACAUAGCCAAGAAAAUCUUUCUGCUAAAAAUACAGAUGAACCUAUCGACAUCAAAUCAUUAUCUUGUCACAUUUGCAAUGAACUAUUCCAGGAUAUAGCUUACUUUCAGAAGCACAUCCUGAAUCACCAUGAGGAUAACGCUUUUCUAUAUCCUCCAACUCACGAAGAAUUGCAACAGUUUUCUUUCUUAAAAGAGCACAACCUAUUAUACAGCCUAGAAAAACAUUACAUAUGUCUCGUGUGUGGAAAGGUGUUUGUUAAGAAAUCUCAUUUACGUCGGCACAACGCCGUUCACACUGGAGAGAAACCCUACAUUUGUCUUGUCUGUGGUCUAGGAUUUGGUCAGAGGUCUUAUCUCAGGCGUCACAGCCGUACCCAUAGUGAGGAUAGACCGUUUCAGUGUCAGAUUUGUUGCAAAGGUUUCAAAAGAAAAGAUGACAUGCAGCGCCACCUUGUAGUUCAUGGUAAAAAUAAACCAAUCAUAAUGUUUGAAAUCAAUGAAGAGGUUCAAAGCCAAGCUGACGAUUGGUCCCUAUCUUUUCAAAGUAAUACAAAAAUAUUAAAAUGUUUAUUAUGUAAUUCAAUUUUCGAUCAUUUUUCUGUGUUAAAAAAGCACAUCGAAAGUCACUCAAAGUCAAAGCAACAGUCACUUUCUUGUCAGAUAUGUCAUAAAACUUUCCCGAGGAUGUAUUACCUUAUCCGACACAACUUUAUUCACGCUGCAGAAAAACCAUUCAAGUGUGACUCAUGCGACAAAGCAUUCCACUGCCGCACCAAACUCCAGCGGCACCAAUUGAUUCAUGUUAAAAAUGCAGAGGUCGACUGCAGCAUUUGCUGUAAGGAAUUUAAGAACAUCUUUAACUUGAAAAAACACCUUGUUCAAAUCCAUGGACCUUCACACAAGUUUACGUGUGUUCAUUGUAAUAGACGUUUCUCACAGCUGUCCAGCUUGAGAGCUCAUAUUUUAACUUAUACUAAAAUUAAAAAGUUUCACUGUCUCAUGUGCAACCGAACAUUCUUUGAUCUCAGGCGUUUAAAAGACCACAUCAAAAGGUGUUAUUCAGAGAAGAAGAAUUUUAAAUGUAGCUAUUGCGACAAACAUUUUUCCCGAUUGACAAAUUUGACUGAGCAUGUGCUGGUUCACACAGGGGAGAGGCCCUACAUCUGUGAGCUGUGCGGCAAAGGCUUCAGGAAAAACUCAACUCUGUAUCGGCACAUUAAAACACAUUCAGGAGUUAAAGUUUUUAAAUGUCCUGAUUGUGAGAAAAGUUUUCUUGAAAAGUCGCAGCUGAAGCUGCAUAGUGUUGUACACACCACCGAGAAGUUGUUCAAAUGUGAGCAGUGCGGCAAAGCAUUCAGACGAAACUACGACCUGCGUAAACAUCAUGUCGUUCACAGUAGCGACAAACCCUUCGUGUGUGAGUUUUGCAGUCUAGGGUUCAGGCGAAAGUCCAACUUGAUAGAGCAUGUGCGCAUUCACACUAGGGAGAGGCCGUUUGUGUGCCACAUAUGCGAUAAAAAGUUUACCAAGAGCUCUGCUCUAAAAAGUCAUAACCUGUUUCACACUGGAGAGAAACCGUUCAAAUGUAAUCUGUGUGGUAAUGGCUAUAAAAGAAAAUCGUCUCUACAGGAACAUCUACAGGCGCAUGUUGGAAAGAAACUGUACGCUUGCCAUGUCUGUGAUGAGGGAUUUAGACGGAAGCCAUUGCUGCUGGAACAUCUAAAAAUUCAUUCUGACGAGUCUAAUUCUUAAUUGUACUUUUAAAAAAAGUAUUUAUUAGUUUUUCAACAUUUCUCAAGACAAUUGUGUUUAUUUAAUUUUUUUAAAAAGUUGAUUGUUUUUUGUCAUGUAUUAUAUUUAAAUAUGCAUUUUGCCGUAAAAGUUUUAUUUGUUAUUUUAAGGAAAGCAACUAAAGUAGUCUGUUCAGUCUGAAAACAUGAUGAGUUCAGCCAAGGACAAAAGUCCAAAAUCUUUGUCACUUGAUUCACUGGUUAUACUUAAACUGCAGACGCUUAUUCCUUUAUAAAGCAUUGUGUAUCUGUGAAAGCAUUGGCUUUAGGUACAUGUUCCCCCUUCAUCCAAUCUAAAAAUCUAUUUGUUAAUACUUUACCGCUCAGCCACCGCGCCCUUUGAUGUACAAUAAUGUGAUAUUAUUUUCACUUAAGUCAAGCUGUAUUAUGCAGUCCUGAAUUGGAAUGAACAUUGACUGUUACUAAGACCACAUACAAACAAAGCAUCAGGAUCAUGUCCUCUGAUGGUCGUUGAAGGCAUCUGAUCAACAGUCAAGUGCUGUUUGUGGAAAGAGGAGAAAUGUAACAAAAGGCAAGAGUAGUUCCUCUUAUUUACCUUAGAUCAUGAGCUUACCUGUCAUAUUGGUUGAAAACAAUUAUACCACAAACACUUAAAAACAUAUCUCAGCGCUAGCAAUGUUAAAAUGACAUUGAAAUCUUAAUUUGAAGUUUUUAUGUUUAUAUUUAAAACAUCAUCUGUUUCUGUGGCCCAUCGUAAAUGAGAGUGUCACGUCCUCAGCGCAAGAACCAACCGCCUUUACCUUUCUCCAACAAAGUCAGGUACGGUACCCAUUAGAGUUGGGUGGAUACAGGUGUGCCCUGAAGAGCCCAAAAUUCAUAAUCUCAAUCUUCACUAGGAUUUUUACUUGAAACUCCUCGGUUUGGAAGUCAAAACGCUUUAUCAUUCAUCCACUACGCCCCCAUAUUUAUAUUUACUAUUUUUAAAAAAACUUGAUUAAAAUUUUAUUAAGUAGUACAAUUUUUUUUUUUAUUAAGUAAUAAAAUAUUUUUUCUGUCACACUUGUUGUCAUAAUUAUAGUAGAAAAAGAAUUAAAGUCUUGCUUAGCUUAAGUUUAAGGACUUAAGUGACCAGGGAAUUUAGUUUAUGGAGUAUAAUAAUCAGAACAUUAACUGACUGAAGGCUGGAUAUCAAAAGGCCAGGAUUUGGUCAUAACAAAGGUGCCCACAUUAUAUGGCAAUUGAUCAGUAUGGAAUAAAUAAAGAAAUAAUGGGAGCUCACUCUAAACUAGAGAUUUACAGCAGCAAGGAAUAACAAGAAAAACAUUUCCAUUAUUUGUUACUCCCCCUGCCAACUUCAAUUACACUUUACUUAAUCUUGUAGAGCUAAACAUUUAAGAUAAAAUAAUGUAAAUUCAAAAGUAAAAUCUGAAUACUUUUGUCAUCAGUGUAUAUAUAACAAUGAGAUGCCCUUGUACCUUAGCGAACUGAUAACUUCAUAUGUCCCCCAGAGAGCCCUGCGCUCAAUGGACUCAACGCUUUUAGUGGUGCCACGUUUCUCCCUCAAAAGCUACGGUCUGCGGGCUUUUUCAGUGCACGGACCAAAGGUUUGGAACUCACUUCCCAUUGAUCUCAGACAGACAACAUGCUGCACCUCUUUUAAGAAGAACAUUAAGACCUAUCUGUUUAAAACUUUUUUAGAUUAACUGUCAUUUUAGCUGUCGUGUUUGUGUUUCUAAUGUUAUUACAGCGCCUUGAGCCUACAUUUUGUUUGUUAACAGCGCUUUAUAAAUAAAAUUUUUAUUAUAAAUAAAUAAAUUAUUAUACUUCAGUACAUUUCAUGGUUAUACAUUAAAGUCAGUAUUUAAAUUUUGACUAACAAGUCAGGUCAGUACACUUCACUCCUUAGACUUCCCCCACCCUUAGAGAACUUUGUAUUAAGUCAUUAUGCUUUGUAUUUGUUGGUAAGGGUAAUAACACCACUGUAACACUACCAACUUGUUUCAUGUGUUAACUACAAUGUUUAGUCUUAUAUAGAUUAUAUUGAGGCUACCUGGCGUGAAUAGAAGUGUUUUGGAUGUAAUUACCUUCUUUUCUGAAAGUCUGUCAUUUAAAAAAUAAGAUUUUCUGAUAGGUUCUUGCAGCUUCUUCAAAUGAAUAUCAUCAUAUUAAAUUGUUUUGUUUGUUUGUUUUACAUGUUUCGGAUGUUCCUUCAGAGUUGAAGAUAGUUUACUUCCUAGUCCAAACCUCCCGCAGGACGACGGGGGAUGGGAGCAAGCAGAAUUUGAACCCUGGACCAUCGAUAAAUCUGAACGACAGUCCAGUGCGCAAACCGCAUGACCAGGCAGCCAUCCAAAUUGUGUGUACUAUUUACAUCUAAUAAUGUAAGACACUUUAUCCUGAAUUUUAAACUAAAUAUAAACUUUCCACUGAAUAUAAUACUCAUUUUUAGUUGUGAUGCAUUUAAAACUGUCCAACUAAAAUUUAACUUUUUUUUGUGUCUGUUUUUUUUUCUGUCAGAAUGAAAUACUUUUUUUUGCUACACCUAAAGGUUAAAAGCAUCUACCAUUAUUAAGUCUGCCCUCAGGGCAAGACAUUUUCUGCUAACCAAUCGCUAACUUUUUUAGUCACUGGACACAAUUAAAAUUCUAUCUCCAAAAUCUAUACAACGAAUCAUUCUGUAAAAGAAAAGAAAAAGCUUGUCAUGUUUGAAGACCAACAGGUGAAAGUUUUUUUUAAUUUAUUCACAUUAGAAUUUAUUAUAAUUGUACUGUUACAUUUUGUAAUACUGAGCUCUUGUGUAAUUAACACAUUUCCUCAUGGAUAAUAAAGGUAUUAUUAUUUUAUUAUUAUUAUUGUUAGAAACGAACGAGUAUUCAUUCUCUGGCGCUGCCAGGUUCGAGUUUUGUUAAAGAGAAACAAAAUUCAUUGUUCCUUUAUCAGUUUCCACUAAGGAAUUUUCUGGUAAUGUGGCAGGUCUGCAGCAGUACCGCCCUCUGACAGGUAACGAGAACGUUCCGAGGUAUGUUGAGGGCCUUGAGAUCAGUUGUUAUUAUCCCCUCAGUUGAUAUUAUUAUUAUUAUUAUAUUGUUGUUUUACUCAGCAGUAAUUACAUCAUAAGAUAUCUUAUAUGCUGAACUUGUGGAAGGAGUCAGACCCAAGGGCCGCCCAAGACUAACAUAUAGAGAUGUCUGCAAGCGAGACAUGAGAGCCUCAGGCAUCAGUGAAAGCAUGUGGGAAAACAUAGCCAAAGACCGGAGUGCAUGGAGACAGACUGUGCGUGCUGGGACAACCCUUGCUGAGAACAAAAGAAUUGAAGCGGCUUUAAUCAAGAGGGAAAAAAAGAAAGCUGCCCUGUCUGCUAGCCCUAAAUCAGAGGCAUACAAAUGUACGAAUUGUGGCAAAGUCUGCCGUUCUAGAAUUGGCUUGAUUAGCCACACCAGAUUCUGCCCCGUCUCAAGAUUAAGCCAAAACCAGUGACUCACUUGGGCGCAUCCAUUGCCUUUCGAGACAAAAGGAGCCAUAUAUAUAUAUAUAAUUACAUCUGUAUUAAUUUAGACUCAAUUUAUAUUUUGUAUAAUGGAUAAAUGAAUUGUGUAUCUACAAUUUAUAUAAUGCAUUUAAUAAUGAAAUUGUGAAUAUAUAUGAUUGUGAAUGUAUUAAUUUAGACUCUAAAUAUAUAAUGAUGAAUAUAUGUUUUUGCAUGUAUGGGCUAUAUAUCAAGUAUAAAGUGAUACAAUGAUGAGUGUUGGACAUGUUUUAAUAUAAAUUCUAUAAUUUUGGAUGUGUGGUGGCUGAGUGGUAAAGCACUUGACUUCUGAACCAGGAGUCCCGGGUUUGAAUCCUGGUGUAAACUGGGAUUUGAAACUUUUGGUUGCUGCUGAGUCCACCCAGCUCUAAUGGGUACCUGACAUUAGUUAGGUAAAAGUAAAGGCGGCUGGUUGCUGUGCUGGCCGCAUGACACCCUCGUUAACUGUGGGCCAUAGAAACACAUGACCUUUACAUCAUCUGCCCCAUGGAUCGCAAGGUCUGAAAGGGGGACUUUACUAUAUUUAAUGUAUAAAAUAAUGAUGAGUGCAAAACUAAUUUGCUUUCAUGUCAGUUGUAGUUCAGCAUUAAAACAGACAUCACCAAACCACUUUAGCAAAACACAUCAGUGAAACACACAUCAGCAAAACAGUUAAGCAAAACACGUCAGUGAAACACACAUCAGCAAAACACAUCAGUGAAACACACAUCAGUGAAACACACAUCAGCAAAACAGUUAAGCAAAACAGACAUCAGUGAAACACAACAGCAAAACACAUUAUCGGAAAACAUUAGCAAAACACACAUCAGCAAAAUAGGUGCCUUGUCCUUAACAAAGAUAGCGUUACAUGGCUUAAGGCAAGGUCAGUAACAUGUAUCAGUGUGCUUUGAGCCUUGUUGACUUGUAAGUGGACUACAGAUACCUUAAUCCCCCCCCCCUUUUUUUUUUAAUGAAAUAAUAUGCUAUGACCUAUUUGAAUAAUGAGAUGUAAAUUAUAUGUAAAUAUUGUAUAUUUAUGUGUAAUGAUUUAUUUACAAAUAUAUUUACAGUUUUAUUUUAUUUGAACAUA
Messenger RNA from Biomphalaria glabrata, 6967 nucleotides. Its product is annotated as zinc finger protein 271-like. Bases 460 to 2373 code for a protein of 637 amino acids. The record is from RefSeq and is a predicted model, not a curated record. The transcript is spliced from 3 exons. Lineage: Eukaryota; Metazoa; Mollusca; Gastropoda; Planorbidae.